Molecule: messenger RNA, 1784 nt
Organism: Lytechinus variegatus (green sea urchin)
Lineage: Eukaryota; Metazoa; Echinodermata; Echinoidea; Temnopleuroida; Toxopneustidae
Product: neuromedin-U receptor 2-like
Exons: 1
Coding region: 275-1369 (364 amino acids)
Biological process (GO): G protein-coupled receptor signaling pathway
Cellular component (GO): membrane
Molecular function (GO): G protein-coupled receptor activity
Source: RefSeq, a predicted model, not a curated record
UGUUAUUUGUUUGAGAAGUUAUUGAUUCGAUCACCGAAUGAAACAACCUUUCCUGUUUAUAGUUUCUCUAUUGACAUGAUUGAUUUCCAAACACCCUUCAAAAACUUUGAUGUGCACUUCUCUAGAAUAAAUCUGUCUUGACGGUUGUGAUAGAAUAUGUGUGAUUCUUCAUUGACUAAAUUAUCACAUUUCUUCAAAGGCUUCACUUUUGACAAGGUACAACACGAUGUCUUUGUGAGUCUCUUCUGGAUACUAUCACUUGGAAGGUAAUAUCAUGAUGUCAUUAAGGAAUAAUACGGUUGACGCUAUGGAGGGCGGUGACUUUGAAGAGAUUGUGAAUAUAUCAAACUUUACGAAUGAUUCACUCUUUGAUGAAGGACCAAGGGAUAGUUCAAAGAUCCUGUGGUGGCACUUGGUGCUCCUAGUACUCGCAUUUAUCGGUAUACUUGGUAACACACUGGUGUUGAUGGUCCUGCUCCGGCGCAAACAAAAACGCUCAUCGACAGAUACCCUGAUCGCAAACCUGGCACUCGCGGACUUGGCCAUUUGUCUAUCAGCUAUUCUGGUCCCUAUAGCCGACAGCUUCAAAGGCAUCAAAACAAUUCCUACGGGGUACUGUCCCUUCGUCGACAUCCCUUUCACCUCGCUUGUUGCAACUGAAGCUUCGGUCCUGACCUUAAUGGGCAUCUCCAUCGAACGCUUUGUGGCCGUCCUGCAUCCAAACGCUUUCGAGCGUACGUUCACCCCCAGAAGGACACUGGCGAUUAUCGGCUCGAUCUGGGUGUUCAGCGUUGUUCUGGACAUCUACCAUUUUUUCAUCAUCGGGCAGGAAAACGGAGAAUGCACCACCACUUUUCCAUCUGGUGUCAAAGGUAUCAUAUUGGGGAUUUUCAUUUUCUCCUGCAGGUACUUUAUUCCUGCAACGGUGAUGGUCAUCUGCCAGUUACGGACGAUCUGGGAACUACGCACAAGGAAAACGUUGUUUAUUCGUCCGUCUCGGCGUCGAAAAUCACAACGUAUACGCCUGGUUCGAGUCCGUCGUCGGGUGAUCGCAACCCUCUUCGCCGUCAUCGUCGUCUUCAUCAUAUGCUGGACGCCCGAUCAGCUAUACUUUCUUUUCUGCAGUGUCUAUGUCAUUAGUAGGUCAGAAAUUUACAGCGUCACGCAUCGUAAUUUGUUGCUUAUUGGAUUCACCAACUCGUUAUUUAAUAUCAUCAUCUACGCAGCGCUGAACCCGAAAUUUCGAAAGGCCUUGAAGAACAUGUUCAUGGACUUCGUUGAAGGGUGCCACUUUCGUGGGUGCUAUUCGCAUCACGAAUAUGCAGUAGGCCAAACAAGAAUACCCAUGCAGGACAGAAGACCUAAUUAAGCACACUAGUGUAGGUUCAAGUAUUUAGAUGAUAUUCCUAUGAAAGAUAUUGCACUAAUGAACGUGAAGCACUUGUUCGAUGAGGUCAAGACAAUGACUGAGGAGGGGCUGAAAGAAGGCAUAGCAUGAUCAGAAUUUAGGUGAUGGCGUGUGUAACUGCCAGCCCUACAGAAAGGGUGAUCUUGGGGUGAUUUACAACCUGACCAACGUGUUCAGCAAGGCCAGGCCUUCAGGAGUCGGGUAUAGUCAGGAUUGUGAAAGAUUCAUCAGCCGAGGUUGACACCGCACUGCCCUGUUUCUUUCGUGACUCACAUUUUCAUCCCAGACAGGAUCUGCAACUCCUUGUCAUCUAAUUGCCCGAGAGCAAAUUAACAAUUGACAUUUAUUUUCUUGAAACUCCUCUCAAAGUAUGCCC